AUGGACAACGGGAUGGUCGUCUCACAGGUCGCCGUGAAUCAGGAACAGCCACUCGAUCGCGAGAAGCUUUGCCCAAUGCUGCUUCGCGUAUUCUGCGCCAACAAUCGCCACAAUCCGCUCAGCGAGUACAAUAAUCGAAACGGUGGCUCGGUUCCAGCCAAUGAGCUGCAAAUGUAUACUUGGAUGGACUGUUCACUUCGAGAGCUGACUAGUUUAAUAAAGGAGGUUAAUCCCGAUGCUCGUCGGAAGGGAACGACGUUCGAGUUUUCGAUUGUCUCGCCGGACAGGAAUUCGACGAGAUUUAUUUCGAGGGACAUCGGAAAUACGAUGAAUGGCCAACGAGGAAUCGAUGACUCAAAAACGCUUCAACAAUGCAAAUUCGAGGUCGGUGAUUACAUCGACGUCGCCAUUACAAUGCCGGGAAUGAACCGCUUCCGUGAUCGCUUCGAGCGCUCAGAUCGCUUCACCAGGCGAGUCUCGCUGGUUCCGAAAUAUUUGUUGAAUCCAAAGUUGAGCGAGGAGAAUAUUGCAUAUUUGGCAAGUGCUUUGAACGAAGAAUUGAAGGAGUAUCGACCAAUUAUUAGAAAUUCGACAUUAUUUCUCGAUGAAUGCACAUCGGACGACGAUGACGUGGAUUUUCCGAAAUUUCUAUGCGGCGUCGUCUAUUUGAUGCAAACGAAACCAAAUUCGGAGAUUUCGGCAUUUGAAAAGCUAUUCGAAAACCGCCUAGAAGCUCUGAAAUAUUUGCAAUCACUUUCCGAAAAGGACCAUCUGUGCUCAUACAUGAACGGAACCGAAGUGACCGCGGUGAUUCCCGGCCGAAUCUACUACGGCUGCCUGCCAAGUCCAACGACUCUUGCCGAGCAGCCAAAUUUAAACAUCGAGUUCCACUUCAUCUUCCUAAUCGACCAUCCAUUCCCACCAAUCGAUCAAUGCUUCUCAAAAUUCAACCGUUGCACUCUCAACAACCAUUACGUCGACUUCAUGCUCGCCAUUGAGCACCACCAAUGUUGCUGCCAAUUCGAUAUUUGCGCCACACUGAUCAUCAAUCAACCGCUUCCCGUUAUCAUGUCCACCAUCGAUUUUCACAACGAUAAUUAUUAA
Molecule: messenger RNA, 1104 nt
Organism: Caenorhabditis bovis
Lineage: Eukaryota; Metazoa; Nematoda; Chromadorea; Rhabditida; Rhabditidae
Source: the annotation of a GenBank genome assembly